Molecule: messenger RNA, 2211 nt
Organism: Caenorhabditis remanei
Lineage: Eukaryota; Metazoa; Nematoda; Chromadorea; Rhabditida; Rhabditidae
Exons: 6
Coding region: 1-2211 (736 amino acids)
Source: RefSeq, a predicted model, not a curated record
AUGAAAGAGGAGUUUGGAUCAUUUGCAACAGGAAUUCCGCCAGACAUCGAUGGACUGCAACAUAUUGAAGGAGAGCAUAAAAAAUUCGAAGAAUACUCAGAAUCCGUGGAAAUAAUAAAUCAGAUGGCAGAAAAAAUAGAGACACUAAAAGACAGAUGUAGGAAACUACAUGAACAGUCAAGAGAACUGUCAGACAAAAUCACAAAGAAGAGAGCGGAGUACAAAGAAGAGUAUGGCAUUCUAAAAACUUUGAAAAAUAACUUUUCGGAUUCAUUACUGGCUGGAGUGGAAACUUUCCAACGGAUUUCUUCGUGUAAAGCAAAGAUUAGUGUUAUUAAGACCGAGUUUAAAGAAUUGACAGACAAGAAGAAAACUGUUGGAGUAGAAUUAAAUACAGCCGAACGUGAACUUGCCAUCAUGGAAGGAAAGAUCAUCAUGGAUAGAAAAGUGAUGCUAGCAAUGAAUGCGGUGUUUUGGAAGUAUGGAAGUCCUAUAAGUGUCAAUAUGCUAAAACAAAACCCUGCAUUCGGUGACAUUUUCAGUCUUCAGAAAGAACAAACAUCUAUAACUGUAAUUUCGAACAAUAUACUUUCUGCCAUCGAAUUGUCAGAUUCCGAUGAAAUGAACGUCAAUGAAGAGGGAAGCACUGCCGUCAAAGCUAUAAUUGAAAUGCCGGAUAUACUUGACAACAUCUUUCUUGUUGAAAAAAGCCCAACAAAUCCCGUGAUAUUGUCGUCAGCACCAAUCCAAAUGAAGAAAAAUUGUGAAAGUGACCAAUCAAGAGAUAUUCAACUUCAGGCGGCUGAUCAACAGAAAUGUUCCGAAAAUUUGUCUAGAGAUGAUGUUGUGGACAACAUAGCUUCCCUUCCAAGCCAAACAUUUGCAGAGGAAACUAACGAGGAUCAUGAAGCCGUGCAAACCAAACAAAACAAAUCAACUAAUAUUACAACAGAUGAUCCAAAAGAUUUCAACCAGCACGUGAUUUCACCAGAGGAAGAAAGCAGAUCACUAAUUGCACCAACAACGCCAAAAUCCAUCGACAGUCAGUCAUCAAUUCCGUUAAUUUUAACCACAGUUAUCGUUGAAAACCCAUCGUACUCUAAUCCAGGGACAUCACCGAGGAAACAAUCUGACAAUUCUUUUGUUUUCUCACUUGCUGAGAUUGCACAAGUGGCUCUCACUGAACAAAAGAAUGAUGAAGAAGUUCUCAAGCUUUCAAAAAAAUCAGAUCCAGCCAAAAUCAUAACAACAUUGCCAGCAACAAAAGAAUCUUGUAUUACAAAAACAACCAACCCAAUUGAGAACACGACGAAAAAAAUAAUAAAUCCAUUGGUCAAACCGUAUACAGGAAUAUGGCCGAACAAAAAACCCCCUCUUCCUUUAUUCAUAAACUUUCUCUCGAGCUAUGACCAGUUUUCAAUUUGGUCUCGUUUGACGUCAGUAACAGUUCAAGAAACAACUGCCAAAGAAGGAAUUGAGGUUAUAGAGCCUUCAGUGUCAAUUGUGUCAGUGCCGUCUGCGGUAUUGCCAUCAGCAGUGAAAAGCUUUGUCCCUAUCGAGAACACCAUGAAAUGUGGAAGAGGGCGGCCAAGGAAAAAUUCUGUUGUUCAUGCUACUACAGUAAAGCGUCGUUCUAAAAAUAAUUCACUCCCAACAUACUUCGAAAAUGGUGUUGACAUAAAUGAGAUCCAAUUGGAAGAUAUGGAAACUGUCACCUCGGCUAAAGUUACGAAUGAAGACAAUGCGGAGUUGCCAACGAACAACAGGAGAGAAUCUCUUUCGAGAAAAGCAAAAACGUUGCCGAAAAGCUACGUUGAUCUUGCUGAAAUUUACGAUGACGAUUUUCAAUUGUCACCGACUUCCUCUGAAACCGAAAUCUUGGAAUUGUUUUGUUGCGAAAAGUCAGUCAGCACUAUUAUCAAAAACGAAACACCGAGAAAAAGAGGAAGACCAAGAAAGAUGUCAAUUGUUACACCCAUCACAGAAAAACUUCCGGAGUUUGUUAUCUCCACAAAUCAAGAUCAUCAUGCGUCAAUUGAACCUCCAACAAGCAAACGUUCAAGAAACGAUUCACAUGUCCUCUCGAAUUCUACAAAAGAAAUAGUGGUCGUUCUUCAACAGGGACUGUAUGCAUUUGACCAUGAUUCAACACAACCUGUGGAACCCUCAGAAUGCACAAUGACACAAGUAGAUGAAAAACGUGAUUGCUAA